AUGGCUGAUAAAUCCACUUAUAUUCUAUUUGCUCUACUCUUUCUCUUCACCAUCACAGCAACUAUUCUUACUGCAGUCCUUCUGGGCAUUGUCGUCAAUCGCCUACCAUCGAACAAUGCAACAUUAGUCGAACCAGAUCUUCCACUAUCAUUAGUCAAUCAGAUCAACAUCAAAGAUCUCUUGAAACAUCUGCAACAACUACAAGUCAUUGCUGAUCGAAGUAAUGGAACACGAGCCAUUACCACAAUUGGUUUCAAUGGAACACUCGAUUAUAUCACAAGUCAACUCGAACAAAACACCAACCUCAUUGUUCAACGACAAUAUUUUACUGUUCGAAACUACAUCAUUCGAGGAAAUCCACAACUACAAUCACAAAUCAAUGGCGUCACUCUUCAUCAUACUUAUAUCACUAAUUUCACUCAAAUUCUCUAUUCUUCACGAGCAGAUUUCGAUUCAUUCGUUCCACUUGUACCCAUUCCCAAUGUUGGCUGUCAAGAUUCUGAUUGGACAAGUGUGUCAGCUGAGAAUGCAGUUGCUCUCGUCAAGCGAGGUGAUUGUACUUAUCCAGAAAAAUCGCUCUUUGCACAAAAGUAUCGUGUCAAAGGAUUACUCAUCUAUAAUGAUGGAACGGCAUCAGAUCGGUUUCUGCCAAUACAAAAUGUCAGAAACAAUCUCAAUACAACCAUUCCUGCAUUCUUCAUUUCAUACAAUUUGGGAAUACAGUUACUCAAUGGAGCACCGAAUUCAUCUGUCAAGAUGAAUAUUGAUGUUAGUGAUGCUGAUGGUAUUGGAAAUAUCUGUGCUGAUACACCAACUGGUGAGAAAACACAAACGAUUGUUGUUGGUUCACAUAGUGAUGGUGUGCCAGCAGGAAGUGGAAUCAAUGAUAAUGGUAGUGGAACAGUUGGAAAUCUGAUUUUAGCUCUCAAUCUAGCUCGUCUCUUUCAAACUUCAUCGUCUUCCUAUCCAACAUAUGCAUAUCGUGUUCGAUUCUGUUGGUGGGGAGCAGAAGAACUUGGUCUUCUUGGUGCUCGACAUCAUGUUGAUCAAGCUUUGCUAACAAAUGUGACGACAGUUGGUGAACGUCUACAAGAUUAUCUGUUAAAUCUCAACUAUGACAUGUUAGCAGGUCCGAACUAUCGCUUUGGUAUCCAUGAUCGAGCAACAGUACCAAGCACAACACCUGAACAAGCAUUACAUGGAACAGAGAAAAUCACCAAUCUAUUUCGUCAAUGGUUCAAUGAACAGAACUUGCCAUGGAGUAAUUCAUCGUUAGGUGGCGGAAGUGAUUAUGUUCCGUUCUUAGCUGCUGGCUUAGCUGUUGGUGGUGUGAACACAGGUGCUGGAGGAAUCAAACCAGCUAGUGAACGAGAUCAAUAUGCAGCUGUACUGGGAAUUGGGAAUGGUGGACUAGCGAAUGCUGCUUAUGAUCCAUGUUAUCAUCAACAAUGUGAUCGAAUCACAAAUAUCAAUCCGUUUGCUUAUGAGAAAGUGGUGAAAGCAGCUGCUCAUGCUCUGGAAUACAUGGGACGACUAAAUAACCUCCAAGAAUGGCUCUAUCCAAACGGACGACAGAUCAACAUACCACUGAUCAAUCGAAACCAACUCUAUGACUUUCGUAACGAUCCUGAUUUGAUCUGA
Molecule: messenger RNA, 1641 nt
Organism: Adineta ricciae
Lineage: Eukaryota; Metazoa; Rotifera; Eurotatoria; Adinetida; Adinetidae
Source: the annotation of a GenBank genome assembly